ACGACGCAUCGUAAAUUAUAUGCUCCCGAAAACCACCUCAACAGUUAUUAUCGAUAUUUAAUAGUGGCGACGAGGACAAUUGGUAACGGUGCUUACUGGCCGCAGUACAGGAAAUCGGCUUCGGAUCAUCUCAUCCUGGUGGAUAGUUUUCAGCGUACCGAGUGGCAUUUACACGGCUGUGCAGGUUUUCCCGACGGCAAUCGGCUUUGCUGCAGGGUGUGCCACUCCGUUCACUGGGAAGUUUUGUGGUGCUUGUUGGUUGGCAUCGAGGUAAGAGUCGUUGUGAGAGUGUUACGUAUAUCGGGUGAGUACCAGAAAUUUGUGAUUUAUUGGCGUUUUGGUGUUAUUUUUUCACUAUUGCAAAACAAAAGGCACGUUGUCAUAUAACUGAUUGAAAUAACAAAUUUGCGCAAGUGAAGUGGCGUGUUAAGUGGUAAAACUUGGUAAAUAUUCCUUUGGUGAUUUUACUGAUCGCUUAUUUAAAGAAAAGCUGUGUAAUUAAUUAAAACUAAAUUGGUGAUAAUUUUUAUCAAUUCGAAGCGCAGUGAACAAUGAUGCUUUUUGGCUUUAUUUACUAGAACAAAAGAAAAAGAACGCAAUAGGAAAACAAUAUAUUAUUUAUUCUGAUUAUUUGUCAGUGAACGUAUUGUAAUUUUUUGUUGUAUUACGACUUUGAGUGAACUUGUAUUGUUUUUUUUAGUUUUUGCUAAAAUGUUGACAAAUAUGUCUUACAUGGUAGCUCCCAAUAUUGAGCCCUACCGUAAGGGUCAAUCAUUUGCUUCUUGGAUUAAACGUUUAUCAUGCCAUUUCCGAGUGAAUAAGGUGAAAGAAAAUGAGAAAAAAUACCAGAUGUUACUUUUGGGAGGCGAUUUUUUGUUCAAUAUGGCAGACAAACUCUUUCCUACAGAUGAAUUGUUGGAAGAACUUUCCUAUGAAGUAGUAGUUCAAAAGCUUAAGGAGAGACUUGACAAUAAUGAUUCAGUCUUACUCCACAGAUAUAAUUUCAGUAGAAUGGUGCAACAACCUGGCGAAUCAGCCGGUGAUUACAUAUUUUCGUUGAAAGUUCUUGCGGAAAAUUGUGAGUUCGGUGAUCAAAAGGAUUACCUCAUAUUGGAUCGCAUUCUUGUUGGUCUACAAGAUGGCUCACUUCAUCAUCGCCUUUUGACUGAAAAUAACUUAACAUUAGAACAGGCUGAAAGGAUUAUCGCUUCUUGGGAAAUGGCGACUUAUCAUACAAAAAUGUUGGCUAACAAUAAUGUUGACUCUGUGGCUUCAAUAAAUACCAAGCAUCCAUUUUGUUAUCUGGAUAAUAAGGAUUAUAAACAUAACUCGCAACUUGACUUCCAACAGUUUAGGUACCGUGAUGAGUCUGCUAGUACAUCUCAUAGCCGAAGGAAAAUUGAUGGAAACCAACGGAUGGUAGACCAGCGUAUCUGUGAUUACUGCGGACAGCGAGGACACGUGCGAAGAAGGUGCUUCAACAUUAAGCGAGAGAAGAGCGAUGAAGUCAAACAUGUCGACAUCCGAAAAACUGGUGUGAUUCCGGAUAGCUUGUCCCACCAACUGGAUAGUUUGAAGACAAUGGAUUGUGGCUCGGAUAACAAUAAGGAAAAUGACCUUGAAUUGGAGUGUAUGCGUAUUUCUUCCAUUGAUUAUUCCAGUAAUUCAUGUUUAUUGGAUGUAUCUGUUGAACGUAAUGUCAUUCGAAUGCAGAUUGAUAGUGGUUCUCCGGUAACAGUAAUGGGAACAAAUUUGUUUAACUCAAAACUCAACCUUCCCUUAUGUAGAAUGUCUAAUCAACUGACUGUGAUGAAUGAUUCCACACAAAACAAAUCUGGUGAAAUUGAGGUUGCAGUUGAAUUGGAUGGGGGAUAA
Molecule: messenger RNA, 1875 nt
Organism: Armigeres subalbatus
Lineage: Eukaryota; Metazoa; Arthropoda; Insecta; Diptera; Culicidae
Exons: 2
Coding region: 712-1875 (387 amino acids)
Molecular function (GO): nucleic acid binding; zinc ion binding
Source: RefSeq, a predicted model, not a curated record